AUUACAGUUCUUGCCUUUUUACAGCAAACCCAUGCACUCUUCACAUAUAACCAGUGGUUCUCAAUCAUUCUGUAGGCAUCUUUUGAUUGCAUGUGGUUCUCACACAGAGAAGAGGUUGUAAAGUCUGUCAUGAGCUUCUGAUCUCAUCAUUCAGCUGCUGAUUUUUGGUUGGACUCAAGCCUGCAUUGUACUGAAUUAGAGCUGCUUCACACAUGAUGAUACGGCUGUGUGUAAGCUGGCUGCUUUUGCUGUUAGGAGCGCAGCUUGUUUUGGCUCAGCUGGAUGAUCGUGACAAUAGAAAAGGAAGAAACAAAAAUAAACAAAUCACCUCUAACGUCAUCCCAAAAAACAAUGAUGAGGACUGUCAUUUAGACCUGGCAUUUUUGGUGGACAGUUCAGAAAGCGCCAAAGACAGCCAUGUCCAAGAGAAGCGUUUCGUUACUGAUCUCAUUAACUGGAUCCAGAACGUCCGCCUCCAAACAGGACAGGUUUUGAGCUUCAGAGCUGCUGUUUUUCAGUACAGCAGUCAUGUGAUCAUUGAACAGUCUUUUAAAGAUUGGAAGGGCGUGCCCACCUUCCAGGACCACAUCGGGCCCAUGCCGUACAUAGGGCACGGUACCUACACCACCUAUGCCAUCACCAACCUCACACGCAUCUAUCUGGAGGAGUCCGACCGUGGCACUGUGAAGGUGGCCAUUUUGCUGUACGAUGGCAAGUCACAUCCCAAGAAUCCUGAUAUCGUCUCUGCUUUAGCUGAUGCCAAGAACCAAGGGAUUAAAUUCUUCACAGUGGGUUUCACAUCCGCUGCCAAUAUGGAACAGCUGCGCCUACUGGCCAGUCCUUCGACCGCCCGCUACGUACACAACCUACAGGACAAGGGAGUCUUGGACAAGAUCGGCAAAGAGAUUACUGAGGUGGCUAAUGAAGUGUGUCCACUUUCCCCAAAUUGCACUUGUGAGAAAGGAGAGCGAGGACCCAGUGGACCCGCUGGUAAAAAGGGUCGUCCGGGUGAAGAUGGAAGUCCGGGACCUAAAGGACAAAAGGGAGAGAGUGGAUUCAGUGGUCCUCCUGGACGAGACGGGACAGAGGGGAAACCUGGAUACAAAGGAGAAAAGGGUGAGAGAGGAGAAUGUGGGACACCAGGAGUCAAAGGAGACAGAGGUCCGGAGGGUCCUGUUGGUGUCAGAGGAAGCCGAGGACUGCAGGGUGUCCCAGGACCUAAUGGAGACAUUGGACCUGAAGGCCUACCGGGCAAGAAAGGUGAGAGAGGCUUUCCCGGACCGCCAGGAAUACAGGGCGAGACUGGCAUUGGGCUUCCUGGACCAAAGGGUGAUAUGGGGUUUCAGGGCAGAGUGGGUCCUCCCGGGCCUCCUGGGCUGGGUGAGCCAGGCGUACCGGGGCCACAGGGGCCGCAGGGUGUACCAGGAGAGAAGGGCCCUCCGGGAGAGGGUUUACCAGGAUCAAAGGGAGAGAGGGGUCUGGAGGGGCUGAAAGGACCUAGAGGACCAGCAGGUCCUGGCAUUAAAGGAGACAAGGGUGAUUUUGGUCCUCCUGGUCUUCCAGGACCAGUGGGGUUUCCUGGAGUAGGGAUCCAAGGAGAGAAGGGUGUGGAAGGGUCACGUGGACCCCCGGGAAGCAGAGGCCCACCGGGUGAGGGCUACGCUGGACCAAAGGGCGAUCAAGGUUUACCAGGUGAGAUCGGUGCACCAGGACAGAGAGGAGCAGGAGAACCAGGAGCUAAAGGGGAACCUGGUUCUCCGGGGUUAUCAGGAUUACCAGGUUUACCAGGAGAGGAUGGGGCUCCAGGACAGAAGGGAGAACCAGGAGCUCCUGGGUUGAGGGGCACUGAUGGAGCACCAGGAGUGGGCAUCCAGGGUGAAAAAGGUGAUCAGGGUCAGCGGGGAAUCCGUGGGUUAGCAGGGCCACCAGGAAUAGCUGGGCCCUCAGGGUCAAAGGGAGAGCCUGGCACCCCUGGGAGACUGGGAUUGCCUGGAUUACCAGGACGUGCUAUAACAGGACCAAAAGGUGAAGUAGGCCCGCCGGGUCCAUUUGGUCCAGUAGGAGAGACGGGAUAUGGACUUCCUGGACCAAAGGGUGAUCGUGGUGACCCAGGUCCUCCUGGUCUUAGUGGACCAAAAGGGGACGGUUAUCCUGGUCCCUCAGGUCUUCCUGGUCUUCCUGGUCCUCCAGGAGAACCUGGUCCAGAGGGCAUAGGAAUACCUGGACCAAAGGGUGAUAUUGGCUUCAGAGGUUUACCAGGCCCAUCUGGACCUCCAGGGGAAGGAGUACAAGGACUACCUGGCAACAUGGGAAGACCAGGACCUCCUGGACCGACUGGGCCACCAGGACAAGGCCUACAGGGUCCAAAGGGUGAUCAGGGCUCACAGGGUGUGAGCGGGCCAAGAGGAUCUCCUGGAGAGGGAAUGCCUGGGUCAAAGGGGGAUCGUGGAGCUCAGGGUGAGAGGGGGGUGAAAGGGGUUAAAGGUGAUAUGGGAGAUCCUGGCAUUCCUGGACAAGCAGGGAGACCAGGAAUCAAAGGUGAAUCUGGACUAACGAGGGAAGACAUAAUCAGAAUGAUCAGGGAGAUUUGUGGCUGUGGAGUCAGGUGUGAAGACACUCCUAUGGAGCUGGUGUUUGUGAUCGACAGCUCUGAAAGCGUCGGGCCUGAAAACUUUAAGAUCAUCAAGGACUUUGUGAUCGCAUUAGUCGACAGACUCACCGUUGGGCUGGAUGCCACCCGAGUCGGUCUCGUUUUGUACAGCCUAGAGGCCCAGCUUGAGUUCAGCCUCGCUCGCUACAUGACCAAAGAAGACGUCAAACAAGCGAUAAGCAGGGUUCAUUACAUCGGCGAGGGCACGUACACCGGCUCUGCCAUCCGCAAAGCAACUCAGGAAGCAUUUUACAGCACAAGGACUGGGGUGAAAAAGGUUGCCAUUGUCAUCACAGAUGGGCAAACGGAUAAACGGGAGCCUGUGAAGCUGGAAAUCGCUGUCAGGGAGGCACAUGCAGCCAACAUUGAGAUGUACGCUCUGGGGAUUAGUGAUCCGACACAUAAAGAGUUUCUGCAGGAGCUCAAUCUCAUUGCGUCGGACCCUGACAGUGAGCACAUGUUCCGCAUAGACGACUUCAACACCUUGCCAGCUCUGGAGUCCAAACUGGUCAAUCACCUCUGUAAGGAUGAGACCGGAUCACUUAUCUUCAAUCGCAUUAUUGGCUUUAAAAAUGAAUAUGGUAAUAAUGGCAACCACAUCAGUGGUAACAGCGGGUAUAGUUAUGGCACCAACGUAAAUGAAGGCCACAGAGAGAACACAGGAACACACUCUAGGACGAACACUGUCCUUCAUGAGAGCGGGAGAGAAGACACGUUUGCUCCAACAGCUGGUCCAGACGUUAAUGAGGGGGUUGAGCGUGAGACUGAGCCUGAGACACCAGACACAAACACUUCAGAGCAGAGCAGCAGUAGAGGAAAUACUCCAACAGUCACUGGGACAUCCACACAUCAUAGACCUUCAUCAGGGACAGCAUCUUCAUCAUCAUCAACAACAUCAUCUUCAACAUCAACAACUGUGAACCCGUCAACCUCGGUGCAGUAUAUACCAGCACCACGACCACCAUUACCUAAAGAGGUUGUAUCUGUGGACCCGCGUUGUGAGCUGCUCCUGGAUCAGGGCCCGUGUCGGGACUAUAACAUCCGCUGGUACUAUGACCGGCAGGCCAACGCCUGCGCUCAGUUCUGGUACGGAGGCUGUGAUGGGAACCGUAAUCGCUUUGACACAGAAGAAGAGUGCAAAAAGACAUGUGUUGUCGUGAGAGCAGGAGGCUGAUAUCCAUCGGAUGCAUUUUCCUUUGUCUGUAGUGCCACACUUUCUAAUGCACUGAAAUACACAAAGUAUAUGAAUAAUUGGUAGGAGAGGACAUUUCAUUUAGAGUAGCUCAUUGAUAAAGCACAGUACUUUCAAAUCACAACCUGCAGAACUGUGAAUAAGCAAUACUGGAAUAUUCCAACACUGUCAUAAUUCACUGAAUUGGUGUUAAUGUAAUAAAUAAAAUGUAGUCUUGAUUUUGAGAACUAAUGUACUCUGUGUCAAAGCUUGUCAUUUUGUAUCUUGUACUUUUUGUAAUAAAAUAUUUUGUGACUGGCGGUCACAUUGUAAACAAAUCCAGAUUUUCUGCAAUUUAUGUUUAGCUCAAGAAGGAUUUGUGCUGGUUAAAAUGGAUUUCUAAUGAGGUAACAUGGCAGAUGUUUUCUAGUGGCUUAGAGGUUACACACUGCCCGCUCUUGGAGAGAAAUGAAGGUGCAGUAUUUUGAUAUUGCGAUGUCUGAGAAAGCAAUCCGUUAGCAUUCCCGUUCAUCUCAGUGGCAGUCCUGGAAGUGCAUGACCUGCGUCGUGCCAGUUUUUUGUUCAUGUGACCAAUCACUUGUUUACUAAAGUAAAAGGUCAAGUUUUGGCAUGUUAGCACGAACCAGUUAGCUACUGCUGCUGGUGCCGUAACUACACCAUUCAGUUUUUUAAUUAUUGCAUGAAAUAACUGGAUUUGUUGAAAUAUAUAAG
Molecule: messenger RNA, 4553 nt
Organism: Labeo rohita (rohu)
Lineage: Eukaryota; Metazoa; Chordata; Actinopteri; Cypriniformes; Cyprinidae
Gene: col28a2b
Product: collagen, type XXVIII, alpha 2b
Exons: 36
Coding region: 213-3824 (1203 amino acids)
Molecular function (GO): serine-type endopeptidase inhibitor activity
Source: RefSeq, a predicted model, not a curated record